AGGAGCGGGUGGGAGUGGGGAAGGGGGUGGGGGAUCGGCAGCCACCUCCUCCCUCGGCCGCCGCCCGGCUCAGCGCCGUGGCCAUGCAUGCUCCCCGGCGCGCGCUGGCUCCCGGCGUCCUGCUGACCCUGGCCUUGGGGCAGGCGCUCGCGUUGGGAGAACGCGACUUUCUCCGGUUUCUAGGCUUGGAUGCGGCGCCGCCGCCCCGCCAGCCACAGCCCGUGCCGCGCGUGCUGCAGAAGAUCGCGCGCGAGCGGGAGGCCGCGGCCGACGCGGGGCUGGCGCGGGCCCCGUGCACAGUGGCCGAGCUGGGCGCGCCCGGGGACGCGCUGCGAGCGCUGCCGGACCGAGGCUUCCUCCUUCCCUCGGACUCCUGCCUGCAGCGGCUGCUCUCCUUCAACCUCUCUGCCAUCCCGGACCGGGAGCAGCCGACCGCGGCAGAGCUGGGCUUGGACUUAGGGCCCAGCACCUACGAGGAGCUGGGCCCGGCGCUGGAGCUAGUGGUGUCGCUGGUUCCGCAGCCUGGUCUGCGGGCAGGGCCCCCGCGUGGGCGGGGCAGAGCGGUGGCGGAGCAGUCAGUGCCCCGGCCCCACGGCGUCCUCCGGGUCCGCCUGCAGGGGGCGCUGCAGCACGCGGCCCGGCGCCAGUGGUCCCGCCUGGGGCUGCUGCUGGACGUGCAAGUCGUGGAGGAUGGGGAGCCUGGGCGUCACCGUCACCCCCGGGCCCUCUGCGCCAGGCUGCGGCGGACCCUGCGUGCAACCCUGCUGGUGGCGACCCUGGAUCCUGCGCGGUGCCGCCACCCUGCCCGCCCGCGGCGGGCCGUGCCCGCUGCCCCCCAGGCUGCCAGCCGGAGCCUCUGCCAUCGCCACCAGCUGUUCAUCAGUUUCCGGGAUCUGGGCUGGCACAAGUGGAUCAUAGCCCCCAAGGGAUUCAUGGCCAACUACUGUCAGGGCGAGUGUCCCCUCUCUGUGGCUGCCUACCUGAACAGCUCUAACUAUGCCUUCAUGCAGGCGUUGAUGCAGGUCGUGGACCCCACGGUGUCCCCAGCUGUGUGCGUCCCCACCAAGCUCUCACCCAUCUCCAUGCUCUACCAGGACAAUGGUGACAACGUCAUUCUGCGUCACUAUGAGGACAUGGUGGUCGACGAGUGUGGGUGUGGGUAAGGGGCAGGCAUGGGGAUGGCUGGAGGGGGCCUGAGUGACCCAAUAAAGUGGAGACCUUUUGGAUCUAA
Messenger RNA from Cavia porcellus (domestic guinea pig), 1231 nucleotides. Its product is annotated as growth/differentiation factor 3. The record is from RefSeq and is a predicted model, not a curated record. Bases 84 to 1163 code for a protein of 359 amino acids. The transcript is spliced from 2 exons. Gene Ontology annotation, cellular component: extracellular region. NCBI's taxonomy places the organism in Eukaryota, Metazoa, Chordata, Mammalia, Rodentia, Caviidae. Gene Ontology annotation, molecular function: cytokine activity; growth factor activity.